UCCGGAAAAACUACUCCAAUUUUAGAAUUAAGCUAAAACUAAAUAGGGAGCGAUAAAGCGUAGCCUCGAACCAGAGCAGCCAUUGAAGUAAAGCUCAAAAUCAUCAACAAAAAAUGCAAGUAGUAUCAAAAUGCCGCCUUUUCAAUCUCCAUUUCUUCUCCAUUUCCCCUCAGUUCAUCAAACCCAAAAUCCCCUUUUACCCCCAAAUCCCCAAAAAUCCCCAAUUCAGUAUUUAUGCAUCAUCUUCAAGAACCUUUAACUCUUCUUUUUCUUCUUCUGCUUCAAUAUUGGCCAAGAAAGUACUUUUUAUGGCUCCUGGAGUUGAACCAGAAGAUAUUAAGGAAGAUAUGAUUCUACCCGGAUCCAAUAUAGUUGUCGGACCCUAUGCGGGUGAUGCAAAGAUUAAAGAGGUUGAGUUUGUGAAGAGUAGUAAUAAGCCUAAGGAUUGUCCUAAAGAUGAAAGACCUGAAUUUGCUAUGUUGGGUCGGUCUAAUGUUGGGAAAUCAUCACUUAUUAAUGCUUUGGUUAAGAAGAAAGAAGUUGCUCUUACUUCUAAGAAACCAGGGAAAACUCAGUUGAUUAAUCAUUUUUUGGUGAACAAGAGUUGGUACAUUGUGGAUUUGCCUGGUUAUGGUUUUGCUAAUGCUUCUGAAGCUGCUAGAAUGGAUUGGUCCUCCUUCACAAAAGGUUACUUUUUGAAUCGAGAUACCUUGGUGUCGGUUCUGCUUUUAAUUGAUGCUAGUGUACCUCCUCAGAAGAUUGACCUUGAUUGUGCUAAUUGGCUUGGACGCAAUAAGAUACCAAUUACGUUUGUUUUCACGAAGUGUGACAAAAUGAAAGGAGGGAAGGCAAAAAGGCCCGAUCAAAAUAUUAGAGAUUUCCAAGAGCUAAUCAGGCAGAAUUACAAUCAUCAACCUCCAUGGAUAAUGACUAGUAGUGUCUCUGGUUUGGGCAGGGACGAGCUACUUCUACAUAUGUCACAGCUGCGAAACUAUUGGAACAAUGAGUAGCUCAACUAAAGCAUCCGUGUUAUUUGUGAGGUAAGAUACUUAUCCAGGAUCUUGAAAUUUACCAUGAUAUUGAUCUUUUGGUUCCUUAGAGGUGAUGAGCAUAGUCAAAUGGAACUCAUGACACUAUUUCACGAUGAAAUGAAAAUUCUUCCCGCGCACAAUGAUAAAAUGUAUUACCAGCCUGCUUGUAACUUUCAUAUGUUACCUGCUUGUAAUGUUCGUGCCUUCAUUUAUCGUCGUUCCUUUAGUUGUCGUUGUUGCCUAUGAUGUUUAUUCUAGUGCAAUAUAAUGUAAUGGUGCUAUAUAGAAAAUUUCCUUUUUGAAA
Molecule: messenger RNA, 1335 nt
Organism: Solanum dulcamara
Lineage: Eukaryota; Viridiplantae; Streptophyta; Magnoliopsida; Solanales; Solanaceae
Product: GTP-binding protein At2g22870
Exons: 4
Coding region: 114-1010 (298 amino acids)
Molecular function (GO): GTP binding
Source: RefSeq, a predicted model, not a curated record